CUCUCUGCCGGAGCCCAUCCUAUAAAUUACUUUGGCAGCUAGUCUCUGGUAUUACUGUUCAGCUGAUCUGUUAAAUCAUCCGAGCAGUGAACUCGGAGAUGGCAAGAAUGGAGCUUGCACCGCUCAGACCAUGGGACGACUUCUUCCCAGGAGCUGAUCGUUUUGCUAAACCCGAUUUCGCAGAUUUAGCUAAAUGGAACAACCGGGUGAUCAGCAACUUGUUAUACUACCAGACCAAUUACUUCGCAGUGGCCGUCGUGGUUUUCCUGGUCGUGGGAUUUCUGAACCCUCUUGGGAUGUUUCUGGGCGGGGCAGUGGUUUCUCUGGUCUUCAUGGUUUCGGUGUGGGCAGGAGAGAACAAGAAUUUCAUCAAGAACUUCAAGAAGAAAAACCCCUCCCUGUUUGUCAUCGCUGUCAUGGGAACGAGCUACUUCCUGCUGUCACUAUGUGGUGGAGUGAUGGUCUUCAUCUUUGGAAUUACUUUUCCCUUGCUGUUGAUCCUGGUCCAUGCGUCUCUGAGGCUGCGCAACAUGAAGAACAGGCUGGAGAAUAAGAUCGAAGGAGUGGGCAUGAAAAAGUCCCCAAUGGGCAUCAUCCUGGAUCUACUAGACCAACAGGAGGAGAAGAUCAACAAGAUCCAGGACUUCCUGGAGUCUAAGCUAAACAAGGAGUGAGGGGAGAGAGCGAAAAUGUUACCCUCAUUCAAUUCAACAUGGUUUGCUUUUUCCUUUAACACUAAAGUCAAGUGUUGAUUUUUACACCGCAUAAUGUCAGUGCUGUCACAUUUCCUCCAUUUGUCAUUCUCACUCCAUUUUGUUAUAUUGAAUGAACACUUUUUUUUAAUACAUUUUGUGUCAAAGUACCUUAUUUCUUUAGAGCAUUUCAGAAAGAUUUGUACAGUCCUGUAUGGAUCGUAUGUUGGGAAGGCACUCGGCACAAUGAAAUGAGGCAUGAGUGUUUCUGUAUAUUUGCCCAAUAAUGUUCAAAGGAACACAAUACACAUGUUGUCAUUAUGUAAUUGCUAUAUAUAUAUAUAGAGCUGAAUGCCAGAAUGCAGUAACUAUUACACGUUAAAACAAUUGUGUUCAAUAGCAUAUCUUCUAGCUUUAUUAUAUUAAAUAAGCAAAUAAUUUAAUCAGAAUCAAUUUAUUUGCUACCUCAGAUAACUAUAUUUCCUCUCCUAAUGCUGAACUAGUGUCACUGGGCUCCCCUUCUAUUCACUGGACCAGUGACUGCAUAUUAACAAGUAGCAAUAAUAUCCCUCUUGUUACUUCAGACCCUGUGGGUUGGGCUUGAGAUGAACAUUUUCCGCUCAUGGCUAUGCAAUAUGGGAAAAGGAAUGGCAAAUGCAGCUUUAUUCAUUCAAGUAAUCAUGGUGUAUAUGUUUACGUUGUGCUUUCAUGUCUCAUUGAAUCUACUUGUGUAUUCAGCAGAAAACGAGUGUCAAGCACCAAAGUAUUGCUGAAAAAAGAAUCAAUGCAUGUUACCUCUGUACUAUUAAAUAUCACACCCAUUAUGAAUGCCUGA
Molecule: messenger RNA, 1527 nt
Organism: Oncorhynchus masou masou (cherry salmon)
Lineage: Eukaryota; Metazoa; Chordata; Actinopteri; Salmoniformes; Salmonidae
Product: PRA1 family protein 3-like
Exons: 3
Coding region: 99-674 (191 amino acids)
Biological process (GO): negative regulation of transport
Cellular component (GO): membrane
Source: RefSeq, a predicted model, not a curated record